This is a messenger RNA of Iphiclides podalirius (scarce swallowtail), 2952 nucleotides long. The record is from the annotation of a GenBank genome assembly. NCBI's taxonomy places the organism in Eukaryota, Metazoa, Arthropoda, Insecta, Lepidoptera, Papilionidae.
AUGAUGCGGUAUAAUGAUGUUAAGGAUCUUAUAAAAGAUAGAUGCAACUUGACUGAUAUAAUAUUAGAUAACCUUAUGAUGGAAACUACGCUUACCCGAAAAGUGACUAUAGGAUUGACUGAUGAAAAUGACGCUGCUAUAGUAUUUAAAGAACUACAUGGAUUGGUACUAAGUGGACGGAAACUGAUUGUAGAAGACCUACGUAAAACUAAGGAUUCUGGUAUCCAUUUUGAGUUACCAAUGGCUCAAGAUCAAACUAAUAUGAUGCAAACAAAGCAUGCACUCACUUACAACGAGUCUGCAGGUGGAAAUUAUUCCUUAUCUAAUAUGAAUAUGAUGCAGAAUACCAAAAUGAAUUACUGUGUUCAGCCCAGCUUUGGCAAUAGCCAGCAACAGACGGUCGCUCCCCCCGCACCGGAUUACAUUCCCUUCGCGGAUAAGUUCAAGAAGGACUUUUACGACGACGGUAAAAGCGACAGAUACUUUAACUGGAAACAGGACGACCAAGCUCCGGCGCCACUGAUGAACGAUCGCGACUCGCGCCAUUCCAGUUUCACUGGUGACGGACGAUUCGGCCAAUGGGGUCGUCCCGAUGAGUUCGCUAGGCGGUCGGUCAGCGGCGAUCGGCGUUCCAACAACUCUGGCAAUGCGCGUAACGACUACCGUUCGUCCGAUCGGGACAUGGACGAUCGCUACAGAACCGCCGACGGCGGCAGUUCUGGACGUUUCCAGAACACCUUCGACCGUCAAUACGACGAUCGUCCCGCUCGAUCGGACGCCCCGUACGAUAGGAGCCACGCGCGAGCCGACGACACGUCCCGCUUCCAUCGCCCCGGCGUCCGAAACAAUUACUCCGGGCCGAGUUACUCAGGUCAGGGAGUCAGGGCGAUGGGCCAGGGAGGUCAGGGAGGGCGUGGCGGCGGCUCGGUCGGCGGCUACCAGAACCGCCAGGAGCCGAGGCAAGCCUUUAACAAUCCUGGGUGGACACACAAGACCCCCUACGGCCGGAGCCAGGACUUCAAAGUGAACCGCAACGCGCCGGUCCAACAACCGUGGAACCAGCCUAAAAACCCCCAACCGCCCAAGGUGCAGACGAAAGCGGAUAAGUACACGGCUUUAAAGAACAAAGACGAGACAUGGCGUGGCCAGGCAGUCUCCGCCAUAGUGAAAGAUCUCCUGAUUGAAAGCGGCAUGCACGACUUUGUUAAGAGACAGUGUCUUUUGAGUUACGCCAAGCCUUUGGUAAGGGCGCGAAUAGACGGCAUGCUGGGCAAGCGGAAAGCCGUGCCCCUGACAGAAAUAAUUAACGAGUACAAGCGGAGGAAUCCCCCGGUGAUGCAGAGAUCGUUCAUUAUUGACAUUAGAAAGAAAUACGAGUGGUCGAGGGUUGAAAAUGGUGAGAUUACAAUGGAGGAAUAUGAUGAAACAGUCAAGCGCUUGGGCAGUCAGGUGAAGGCUGCAUCGAAACGACCCGCCCCCGCACCAGCCCAAGGAAAUCUGCCGAAAAAGGCUAAGUACCAAAAGAAACCAAACCCGAACACCCAACCCACCAAGGCUCCGCCACUGACCGAUAUUCUUCCUAAGUACCCGAAUGGCGAUAAAAUGGAGUAUAAAAAAUUGAAGCGUUUGGACGAAAGUGAGCAAGAUGUCUACGUGCACAAACUCGAACCCCAGCUGAAAAACGCCUUAGAUAAAGAGGUUGAAGUUUUGUGCUACUUGUUUAGAGAGGAAUGUCAGAAAGCUGAAAAUCAAGAUGAGCAGAACAUCUGCCUGCGAAUAAUGAAAACAAUAGAAGAUUUUGAAAAGGUAAUGAAGCUCAAUAUCAGUAAGCGCCUCCUGAACAUUGCACGCAAUCUUCCUUUGCGUGUGUUCACCGACCAAAAAGUGAACUCGCAGGAAGUCAAACGGCAGCUUAAAAAUUUGGGAAUAGUCACAUUCAGGAAGUCAAUGGGGAAGAACAAGUACAUAGCGACCUGCCGAACUUAUGAGCAAUACGACCAUCUGUGUGAUCAACAGACAUUCAUCGUAGAUGGACAAACUAUUAUAUUUAGACCGUUACAUAUGGGUAGACCUUCGAUGAAGAAGAAGGAUAAAGUAAAUGUUAAGCAGAAUCAGAAAUCAAAGGAAAUUGGCAAUGAGGAUGUUGACGAUGAGAUAGAAUUCGGUGACGAAGAGGGCGCUGGUGAAGAAUUUGAUUUUCCCGAAGAUGGGGAUGAUGACGAUAACUUUGGUGACGAGUUUCAUACUAAUGAUGAUCAAAGUGAUGAUGAUAAAAAAGAUAAAAAUUCAAGUAAAUGUGAUGACAAAACCAAUGUCGAUCGAAUCGAGGCCGAAGUUCCGAAAGAUUUGGAAGUCAAAACUGAAUCUAAGAAAGAGGUUGACAUAGAGGCUAAAGCUCAUGAAAAUGGAGAAGCUCAGAACGAAACUCAAAAUGUGGUCACUGCAAAAACCGAAGUUCAGGAAGUAGUUGAUGUAACCGAAGAAGCUCAGAAAGUGUUUGAUACAAAAACCGCAGAAGCUGAGGUAGUGAAUGAUGUAAAAACCGCUGAAGCUCAGGAAGCGAAUGAUGUAAAAACCGCCGAAGCUCAGGAAGUUAGUGAUGCCAAACCAGGGACCGAAGUGAAAACGGAAACAACUGUAGGUGGUAUUAACACUGACGCAACAGAAUCGACCUCCAAUAAAAAAACCGAGACUGAGACAGUAAAACCAGAACAAGCAACGGAAUCGAAUCGCAAUGAAAUGCAAAACGCGGAAACUGUGAAACUUUUUGCGGACAUUCAAGCCUUGUCCGACAGCAUUAACAGUGAAGGAAAUUUAAAUGAUGUUGAUGAGAAUAAGGCAGAUAAAGAGCAAGGCGGUAACGAUGUAGAAAGCAACGACAUAACGGAAAAAAAUCAUGCGAAUGAAACAAAUUCGGAUCAGAAUAUAUCCCAAGAGGAUCUAGAAGAUUUU